AUGCAAUGGACGAAUGGGGCUACAGCGCCCCCGAAGUCUCCCGCAUCGCCCGCCUGGCCGCCUACCUGGCCAUGCACCACAAAAGCCCAACCUUCUCCAACAACCCCCUCCCCCAUAAUCUCCCUCGACAAAGCCAACGUGCUCGCCUCCUCGCGCCUCUGGCGCCGCGUCGUCACCGAAACCAUCGCCACCGAAUUCCCCCAGCUCAAACUCACCCACCAGCUCGCCGACAGCGCCUCGCUGCUCAUGGCUACCAAGCCGCGCGUGCUGAACGGCGUGCUGCUGGCGGAUAGUACCUUUGGCGACAUGUUGUCGGACCAGGCUGGGUCGAUUGUGGGCAGCUUGGGCGUGCUGCCUAGUGCGAGCUUGAGUGGCGUGCCCGGGGAAGAUGGGAAGGAGGGUCUGAAGGGGUUGUAUGAGCCGACGCAUGGCUCGGCGCCGGACAUCGCCGGCCAAAGCAAAGCGAACCCCGUCGCCAUGAUCCUGUGCGUGGCGAUGAUGUUCCGCUAUUCGUUCCACAUGGAGGCCGAGGCUCAGUUGAUUGAGCAGGCUGUGUCCGCUGUGCUGGAGUCGGGGGUUCGCACUCCGGAUUUGGGUGGGAAGGCAAAAACGGCGGAGGUUGGGGAUGCGAUCGUCGAAUGUAUCAAGAAGAAUGGCGGUUCGUAG
This is a messenger RNA of Blastomyces dermatitidis ER-3, 666 nucleotides long. Its product is annotated as 3-isopropylmalate dehydrogenase. The record is from RefSeq and is a predicted model, not a curated record. Bases 1 to 666 code for a protein of 221 amino acids. NCBI's taxonomy places the organism in Eukaryota, Fungi, Ascomycota, Eurotiomycetes, Onygenales, Ajellomycetaceae. Gene Ontology annotation, biological process: L-leucine biosynthetic process. Gene Ontology annotation, cellular component: cytosol. The transcript has 3 exons. Gene Ontology annotation, molecular function: 3-isopropylmalate dehydrogenase activity; NAD binding; magnesium ion binding.